This is a messenger RNA of Fusarium proliferatum ET1, 354 nucleotides long. RefSeq lists its product as uncharacterized. The coding region runs from base 1 to 354 and encodes 117 amino acids. NCBI's taxonomy places the organism in Eukaryota, Fungi, Ascomycota, Sordariomycetes, Hypocreales, Nectriaceae. The record is from RefSeq and is a predicted model, not a curated record. The transcript is spliced from 2 exons.
AUGAAGCUCAUCGGUUUUCUUCUCUUCCUUCUCGGCCUCGUCACCGCUGGAGUUGUCCGCACUCCCACUGAGACUGCCACCCUCACCACUGAGGCUACUAUUCCCGCUGAGGCCGCUACCCUCAUCACCGAGACCACCACACCUGUCGAGGUUACUACUCCCGUCGCUACCCCCGACGCCUUCGUCGCCAAGGGUGAGAACUUGGCCUCUUGCAACAUCCAGUGCGCCUUCUGGUACCAGAAGUGCUACUACCGCCCCUGGGGCUACACCUGCGAUGACAACGGUCUGUUCCGUCGUCGCGGAUGGAACCCUGACUGUGAAAAGAACUGCUGGUGCAACUGUGAUUCCAAGUAA